CUGAGAGUCUGGGCCGGGCUGGCGUGUCCUACGCCCUACGUGAGAGGGGAAUUUGGUACCCACCUACGCUUUCUCAGCCAAAUACAUUACAAUUCCAUCCUCAUGCCUGAUUCAUGAACCAUCGACCCCAGCAUCACCCGUUUGGACGCAGUAUCGCGGUAUCCCUGAGCUGCCCCGCGCUUCCCCGCCACCACCACCAUGGCGGGUCUCUCCGAUCUUCCGGAGGAGAUUCUGCUCCACAUCUUGUCGUUCCUUGACCCGCGCGAGAUUACCAUUCUUCAGCUUGUCUCCCGCGGUUUUUACAACCUCGCCCGCGAUGACGCAUUUUGGCGAGCCCGCUGCCUGGAGGAGUCGUCCUUCCUCGACGUCCUCCAUCGCCGCCGGCGCCUGGCCAAGCAAAUACACCAAGCCCUCCAUGGCGGGGCGGCCACGACGAUCAACGGUGUUGGCAGCAGCACUGACGACAGUGACGACGAUGGCGACAGCCCGAGACGCACAGCUGAGUCGCGCGAGCGCGAGCGCGUGCGCAUCAUGGCCAAUUGGGACCCCUGCUUCCCCUCUGAGCGCGUGUCGUGGUACGGCGAGUACAUCCAGCGGCACGGCCCCGUCGUGGUCAACUGGAUGCAAUACGCUUACGACGAAGACCGGGCGUCGCCCGAAAAUUUCAUCGAGGCCCGCGGCGUCGCGCUGUAUUACCCUGAUGGCGAGUUGGGGGAGACGGUGCUGGCAGUGUCGCCGCUGGACGAUGGGGGCGUGUGCUUGUGGGAUGUCGGCGGUACGCGAGGGAAGCGUGGGGCAAUUGUCGCCCGGAGUAGGCCGGGGAUAUUGUUCAUUGACGGGCCAGAGGCGGAUAACCGCCGACGGUCCAAAAGAAUCGAUUCAGGAGUGACCGAAUGUGUCAGCGUGGACAGUCGGCAGCAUAAGGCUUUUUUUGCUGUGCAAAGCCAUCUCAUUGAGGUUGACCUACAGCGACUCUCAGUGGUCGACUGCGAAUCGUUCCCAUGGUCAAUCACGGCUUUAUCCGCAGCGAGUCCAAGUGUACCACUCACUAUCGGCACAAGCCUCGGCAUCCAUCUGCAUGACUACCGAUCGCGCAAACCGCUACGGAACGACGAAAGCGACAGGGUCGACGGCUUCGAACGGAUGGGGGCGAAGGCGUUUUACGAGCGCAGCAUUCGGCAUAUCUUUGACGACGAGCCGCUCCCUCCGUACGCGCCAUUGUCCCAACCAGGACCCCUGAGCAUACUCCAUCUCCAACAGCCGGGACGGGAAGCCGACCUGUCGGACGACAUCUACGUGGCAGGCCGUUUUUCCAACAUCCUGCACUACGACCGGCGCAAGUUCCCCUCGAUCCGGGGCUCUAUCCACUCAGGCGCAAGGCUCUGCAGCAUGACCUCCCUCCCUUACCCGUUCUCUACGCUCGACAGCGAAUUGCGGCGCAAGGGAGAGCUGUCGGUUGAGCAGGUGGAAGCGUCCAAGAGCGCAGUAGGCGGGAGGACGCUGGUUGCCUGUGGAGAAUACAACACCAAGGGGUCUUUAGAACUCUACGGCCUCACUAGCAGCGAUUCGGCGCACACGAGCACGCCGGGAGGCCUGCAGAAUUGCACCUUCAAGAAUCGCCAGACGUGCUCGCAGUCCAAGCUGCUGUCCGUGGUGAACCAUGGGACGCGCAUCGCGUUCUCGGACGGGUCGGGCUACAUCAAGUGGUUUGAGCGCGACGGCUUCACCGAAGUGCGCCGCUGCAGGAUAGGGCAUAGCGAAAGAAGCCAGGGACCCUCCAUCUUCGCCUCGAUGCCCGGGUCCGACGACAUGGCGCGAAAACUGCUGCCCACCCGGCCGGCUGCGAAGGCUGGCAAUGGCACAGGCGGCGGACAGGCCACCAAUGUUGACGACCUGCUCUUCUGGACAGGCGAGAAGCUGGGACUAGUCACCUUCUCGGCGCGCCCGGGCUUCACGGCCGAGGAUUUCGAGCAACAAGCCGAGAUGCCCGAUGCCGAGACUCUGGCUGCGCAGAACGAGUACAGCGAGAUGAUGCGGCGCGCUCUGGAGAGGCAGGCGGACGAUGUCCGGUUCGUCCGGGACCUGGGUCUCCCGUCGUUUUGAUGAUCUUGGCGUUGUUGUCUAACUAGCGACGCGGAUGAAACAAUGGCGGCGGGCGGCAUCACCUCUGUCUGCGACACCGAGUGGAGGCACGUGUCCGAAGCAGAGCGCUCCGAUCGGGUUUGGUU
Molecule: messenger RNA, 2228 nt
Organism: Thermothielavioides terrestris NRRL 8126
Lineage: Eukaryota; Fungi; Ascomycota; Sordariomycetes; Sordariales; Chaetomiaceae
Exons: 3
Coding region: 199-2103 (634 amino acids)
Biological process (GO): protein polyubiquitination
Molecular function (GO): protein binding
Source: RefSeq, a predicted model, not a curated record